Messenger RNA from Saccostrea cuccullata (small rock oyster), 1094 nucleotides. RefSeq lists its product as uncharacterized. The record is from RefSeq and is a predicted model, not a curated record. Bases 12 to 584 code for a protein of 190 amino acids. The transcript is spliced from 5 exons. Lineage: Eukaryota; Metazoa; Mollusca; Bivalvia; Ostreida; Ostreidae.
UAUGCAGGAAAAUGAUGAAAUAUAUAAUCAUUUCAAUUACAAUAAUAAUGACUGCAUUGUGUGUAAGAAAAGUUACAGCAUUAGGAAAAUGUGAAAUCUCAAUAUUAACUUUGCGAUUUGUUGAGAAAUGUCCAGAAGAUAAGGAGUCGUGGGCAAGAGCAGCACAAAGAUUAAACUGUGAAUCUAUUUCUCAGUCCUGUGCAGAAUCUUUGAAACCCCCAUUCAGAAAUCAAAAUUACAUUUUCCAAUACCACUGUGUAAUAAACUCUUAUCGAAACGCAACAAUGGAAGUUUGUGCAUUAAAUCGUACAAUACUGGGUUUUUGCGCCGAGUUUAAUAUACAUGGAGCGGUCAUACAAGAUAAUUACGACGCAGACUGUAAACAGCAUACACGACCAUGUCCAUCAAGCUAUAAUUCUGCCGAGUCUUAUAAAUAUCCGUCCUGUUAUGAGAUGGCACAAAGAAACAGGAAAACAGGGACUGAAACAGAGGAAGACAAAAUUCAUUCAUCAGCAAGCUCGAUGACUGCUAUUGGUCUAUUUCUCUUUACGGUCUGUUUACUAAGAAGGACAAUGCUCUUUUGAGUCACUGGGUCGCCGGGUAUUUUUUUUUUUUUUUACAAAUUUAAAUGUUGCUGGUUCAACAGUCACUACACCAAGACGUUGAAGAUAAUUCCGUGCGUACAGUCAAAAGGAAGAGGUGUGUGUUCAUAAAAAUGAUAUUCCCCUGAAAACAGAUUAAAUGGAAUGAACAAUACAGAGGUUGCAUUUAUGUGUAAGAAUAGCCGUGCAUGUCGAGGGGUUUUAAAAUCCAAUCCAUAUUUAUUUACCACAUGUGGUUUUGUAUUAUAUGUAGAAAUGUUUGUUUUAUGAAUUCAGUCGAAGUCAAUAGUACAUACGGGUACAUUGUAUGUUUACAAUUAAAUUGAGAGGAAUAUAAUUUUGUGUUUUUUGAGUGGAAAUGCAAUAACCGUUGGUGUAAUAUAUGAGAUCUUGAACGGUUUUUACUGCAACAAUAAUGAAUAAGUACUCGUUAUUUGGGUUUUGUUUUAUGAUGAUCAUGUUUGCAUUUAUGUCAUUCAGGUUUUAAAUUUU